AUGCGUACAGGUCAAGCUCGCCCCUUGGCGGACACCAUGAUUCACUUUGAUGCCUAUAACAUCCGCCUGGAUACGCCUACCUCCUGCGAUAAGUACCCAGCCAAGCAACAUGCAAGAAGGGUCGCCCAGAAGCUUGGAGCUUCACAGGGCUUGAUCUUCCUGUCCGGGCAGCCUACGAUCAACCUGCGGGACUCAGACCAAUCACGUCCAUUCCGACAACGGCGCUACUUCUACUACCUGAGCGGCGCCGACGAGGCCGACUGCGCCCUGACCUACGAUAUUGAGCGGGAUCUCCUCACUCUCUUCGUGCCCGAUUUCGACCUCCACCGCGCCAUCUGGAUGGGGCCGACCCUGUCGCGGGAGGAAGCACAAGACCGAUACGACGUGGACUACGUCAGAUACCACACCUCGCUCCAGUAUGAGCUACAAGAAUGGCUGGAUGACCGCAAGCAGGGCAGUGAGCUGUACCUGAUCCAUGAAUCGGAGAAGCCCAACACUCUACCCAAAGACCUAACCGUGAACCUUGCAAGCCUGAUGCCUGCUAUGAACGCGGCACGAGGCAUCAAGGACGAGUACGAGAUCCGUAUGAUCCGCAAGGCCAACAGGGUCUCUGGGCUCGCGCACCGCAAGAUAUUAGAAAGUAUCAAGUCUUUCUCUAAUGAGUCGCAAAUUGAAGGGUCAUUCCUAGACACCUGUAUCUCGCACGGUGCCCGCAAUCAAGCAUACCAAAUCAUCGCCGCAUCUGGGCCGAAUGCAGCAGUCUUGCACUAUGAUCGGAAUAACGAGUCCCUUCACAAGAAGCCGCUCGUCUGCCUCGAUGCUGGUGCAGAAUGGAACUGCUAUGCAAGUGAUGUAACGCGAACUUUCCCGCUGACGGGUGAAUGGCCCAGCAAGUACGUGCGCGACAUCUACAAGUUGGUCGAGCGCAUGCAAGAGGAAACCAUCCGCCGGAUCGGAAAGGGGGUGCGCUAUCGCUCACUUCAUGAUCUCGCACAUGACAUUGCAAUCGAGGGACUGCUGGCCCUUGGUGUGCUGCAGGGCGCAGUCGACGAGGUCCGCGAUUCUGGCGCAUCCAAGGUGUUCUUCCCCCAUGGCCUGGGCCACCACGUUGGUCUCGAAGUUCACGAUGUCUCCGAGGGAUCCAUCAUGGCGCUUGGCGCCUCUCGUCGUCAGCAUUGGUCAUCUGAUUACCUCUCGCCCUGCACCCUCUCUGCGCCCUUGUUGGAGGAGGGCAUGGUGGUCACUGUUGAGCCGGGACUUUACUUCUCUCCUUUGGCUCUGAACAAUGCGCGCAAGCAGCCUUGUGCUAAGUAUAUUAACUUUGAUGUUGCAGAGGAGUAUGUACAUAUUGGUGGUGUCCGUAUUGAGGAUGAUAUUCUCGUGACUGCUACUGGCUAUGAGAAUCUGACUACCGCCCCCAAGGGCGAAGAAAUGCUCGCCGUCAUUCGGGGAUCUGCAUAG
Penicillium olsonii is the source of this 1461-nucleotide messenger RNA. NCBI's taxonomy places the organism in Eukaryota, Fungi, Ascomycota, Eurotiomycetes, Eurotiales, Aspergillaceae. The record is from the annotation of a GenBank genome assembly.